Cutaneotrichosporon oleaginosum is the source of this 2789-nucleotide messenger RNA. RefSeq lists its product as uncharacterized. Lineage: Eukaryota; Fungi; Basidiomycota; Tremellomycetes; Trichosporonales; Trichosporonaceae. The record is from RefSeq and is a predicted model, not a curated record.
CAACGGCGAAACGCCAGAAAACAAGCGCGUGCGCACAAAUGGCAAGGCCGAGACAAUCAAGGAGGAGUCCGAAUCCGCGUCCUCUGGCCGGCUGUUGACAAAAGACAUCCGCGAGGCCGUCGCGUUGAUCCUCUCCCAGUAUGUCUACAACGCAUCCUCGCCCUGACGCGCGCAGAAUGGCCUCGGGCCUCCCAUUUCCCAUCAAUGGCAUCCUCUCUUUGGCCCUGCCUCCCGACUUCUCGAAUGCAGAGGAGAACACGCUCGGAUGGCUUCUCCGCCAGGAGUCGCUUACGUGGGAGAAGCUGGUGUCCAUAUUCCAUCUCUUCGCCGGCCACCUCCUUAUGCCAGCUUCCUACCCCAACCCCAUCCCCUCGCUUGAUCGAUUCCACCUCCCUGUUCCCCCUCUACCCUCCCACUUCGCGCCCAUGAACGUGUACACAUUUUGCCGCGGGCUGUACGCCCUCCUCCUCCAGGUCGAGGAGCAGAUUGGCGGGACACCUCCCGACGUCAAGCCCACCGAGCGCUGGGCGCUCAUGCAAAAGACACCAGGUCACGGGCUUGGAACAUCCGGAGGCGACUGGUUUACCGCUGCCGCGGACCUACGCGAGGUCGAGGCCGCACGCAAGCGUAUGGGCGUCAAGAACGGUGAGACAUUACUGUCAAAACUCGCCGCUGGCGAGAAGAAGUUCGGCGCCGCCCAGCCGCUCGUCGUUCAGGCAACCGAGCCGCUCGGAAAAGGCAAGGGCAAGGUGCCGACUCUGUCCGAGUCCCUUAUACGUCGCGCAAGUCUCAAGGCGCAGCGGUGGAAGGAGAGUUACGCCGCGAGGCGGAGGAGCGGGUUUGGCAGCAUUCUUCAUGAAGUGACGGCCAUCCCGCAGAGCACUGGAUGGACGCCGACAUUUGGCCCAAGCUACGAAUCGACCAACGCCCAGGGCCUCGGUUACUUCUCGACCCUCAGCCUCAUGCACGAGCGCCGCCGGAAACACCUCCACCAGGAAGUCACCGCCAAGGUACUUUCUGUCGCCGAGGAUGACGGGUGGUACGGCACUCUGCCGGCGGAGGAGAAGGAGAGCAAGUCUGCAGACGUCGAGAUGAAGGAAAACAUCAACGGCGACGGCGACAAGGAGGUUGCUGCCAAGACGGAUGUUGACGCCAUCCUUGCCACAAACGCCAAGUGUAUCGAGGAACUGCAAGAGUGGCAACAGGUGCGCGUGGCUCGUGGUGAUCCCGAAUGGGUGUCGGAGCGUGAGGGCGCCAUCGCCGAUGUGGUGUUUGGAUCGCUUGUCAAGUUGGUCGAGGACGCGUCUCUUCCUCCAUCGGCCCUACUCCCCGACUGGAAGGUGGACGCGGAUCAGACCGACGCCGAGAAGAAGGAGUCGGACAAGAAGUCAUUGGGGCUCGCGCACAAGCUCGCUCGCCGGCUGAUCGCCAACCGUGCUCCCAUCAUGCGCGGUACACUCGACCCCCGCCGUCCCCAGGCGCUACACGACAACGUCACGCUUCGUCUUCGCGCGCAGGCCCAGGCGGCCAUCACUGCUCCCGCGUCACAUGGAGUUAACGGCGCGCCUCACGCCCCACCACCAAAGGCGUCUCCGGGCACACCAGGCUUCAUGCCACCUCCAUCGUCGACUAUCCGCGAACCGCCGCCCCACACAAUGCCAAACAACAUCAACAUGCGCUACUACCCGCAGCAGCAGGGCCGCGCACCUUAUCCCUCUCCCCAGCAGCAGGUGCAAAAGUCGCCGCACCAACCGCACCAGCCGCUCACGCCACAACAGCACCACCAGGCGCUUCCUCAGCACCAGGGAAUGCAGCAUCCUGGCAUGCAGCAGCACCACGCGAUGCAGCAGCAGAUGCAGGCUCAGCAGGCGAUGCAGAUGGGGCUACAGCACGGACAACACCAGAUGCCGAUGGUACCCGGCGGCUCGCCCGCGCACCCUCAUGUGCGCCAAAUGAUGGGCAUGAUGCCACAGGGCGUCCCGCAAGGUGUCCCUCAAGGCGGCAUGCCGGGUGGUAUGCAGAUGCCGCAGCAGUUUGCGCACGGAUCGCCCCAGCAGCAGAUGUUCCGACCACAGGGCGGCAUGAUGCACCCACAGCAGCAGCAGAUGCAGCAACAGCACAUGCAGCAACAGCAACAGCAACAGCAAAUGCAGCAACAGCAACAGCAAAUGCAGCAACAGCAACAGCAGCAGAUGCAACAGCAACAGCAAAUGCAGCAGCAGCAGCAGCAGCAGCAGCAGCAGCAACAGUUCCGGCCCAUGCCUGGGAUGAACUCGCCGUCUCCGGGCGGCAUGGGAUACCCACAGCAGCGCAUGAUGUCGGUUCCUUCGAGUCUGCGGCAGCCAUACGGCAUGCCUGGAACGCCAGGUCCGGGCACGCCUGGCACGCCCGGCAGCAUGGGCACGCCAGGCGGCAUGGGCACCGCGGGCAUGCCCAUGCAGAUGUACCAGCCAGGGUACGGGAGUCCGAUGCCCGUGCGCGUCGGCAUGCCUGGGGUGAACAAUGCCGUGCCCAUGAUGGGGCAGAUGCAGGUCAUGCCUGGGCAGCAGGUGAUGCACCGGUAACAGGUUAGAGGAGGGCGAGUCGGCAGUGUCCCCCCACGCAUGUGGGCAUGUGGCGACUUGGGGGGAGACGUCUAUCGAGCGAGCAGCAUGGCCGCGCCCGCCACCAGGCCAAGAAGGGCAGCAUCCGCAGAUAUGACCGCGCCGCGAUCCCCCCGCAGCAAAUGGCGACGAUGAGACUAGCAGUUAUGUUAUAUUGGGUAUAUGCAGCGACUGAGAGCGCAUGGG